Filobasidium floriforme is the source of this 743-nucleotide messenger RNA. RefSeq lists its product as uncharacterized. The transcript is spliced from 6 exons. Gene Ontology annotation, biological process: mRNA splicing, via spliceosome. The record is from RefSeq and is a predicted model, not a curated record. NCBI's taxonomy places the organism in Eukaryota, Fungi, Basidiomycota, Tremellomycetes, Filobasidiales, Filobasidiaceae. Gene Ontology annotation, cellular component: precatalytic spliceosome; U4/U6 x U5 tri-snRNP complex; Lsm1-7-Pat1 complex. The coding region runs from base 147 to 434 and encodes 95 amino acids. Gene Ontology annotation, molecular function: RNA binding.
GUCACCCCUGAGCCGGGGUUCGAUGUCGAUACACCUUGCGGCUCAAUUCCCUAGUACAUAGUAGGUGAUAGAUGGGACGAUACAACCGCCAAGUCCCGUAGGUUACUCGGAUCCUCGUGAUAGCUGCAAGUCGAGGUCUCUUCAAGAUGCUUAUGUUCUCGGUCUUCAAGACGCUCACAGAGCAAGUAGUAACGGUGGAAUUGAAGAACGAUCUGUGUAUCAUGGGAACGUUGAAGUCGGUAGAUCAGUUCCUGAACAUCCGACUGGAUAACAUCAAGGUCUCGGACCCCGAGCGAUUUCCUCACAUGAUGGCCAUCAAGAACUGUUUCAUCCGAGGGUCCGUGGUACGAUACGUUCAGAUGCCAACAGGAGCGGUAGAUACGCAGUUGUUGGAGGAUGCUACGCGUAGAGAAGCGAAAGAUAACAAAAAGUAGAGAGACCUACCGGGGACAAGCAGGACAUAGAAAUUGGGAUCAUCGAUUUUGGCAGCCACUAAGCCGCGACAUGGCUGCGAAUCGUCUCUAUACACAGAGAGACUUAUCCGAUUGUAUAAUAUACCUCGUACACUACACUAUGCGAUUCAAAUAGCUAAUAGUGUAUGGAGCAUUUACGAGCAUUGGGAACCUUCCGUUGUUCUCGAACGAUCUCCGACCUCUUUGUCGCUUCGGUCGUUGCCGAUCGUGAUCACGCGGGUCAUCAAAAUCUGUGUUGACCGUCGUGGUAUAUAUAGGGGUAGCCCAUUC